AUGGCGUCGCCAAUCCAGUCAUCGGAUGAUGAGUUGUCGGUACCGACGGAGGACGUCAGAGAAGAAGAAGGCUCAGACGCAGGACAGGAAAAGGAUCCACUGGAGGUAGUUACCAAGGAUUUUUCGAAAUUUUUCAAUAAUAUCAUUGAUUUGAAAUACAAGGACCUUGCUAGGAAAAAUAAGCUGAAACUGGAAUUCCUAGAAAAGCUGGAAAAGGUGCUAGAAAAAAGGGAACAGGAGAUGUUACAGGCCCAAGGACCUGAGGCAGAGGAUCAGGAAGCUAGAUCAAGGAAGGGCUCGACUUCCACGGAGUCGUCUGCUGGUAGGCAUAGGCUAGCUAGUGUUGGAAGUAGUAAGAAUCCGCAGGAAAGGGCAACAGGACCAGCCUUUUUGUCGUCAGACAGCGAAGAAGAGCACAAGGAGAAAUCGCACCGAUUCGCCAAGGAGCGCAACGAGAUCCCCGACAGGACGAGUCUCGAGACAGGAGGAAGUCUCAGGGUGAGCAUCUUAAUUUUUACGGUUGAAACUCCGAUUUUUGGCUUUAGACCAAGGAGAUAGGAAAUAUAAGUCUGAGCAGGUUGCGCGCGAGGACUGUAGUGAGACCCAGGAGUCCUGAAGAUGCUUCUGCGCGCUAUCAACGAACAAAAUAGGAUUGCAGCGAACCAGGAACGUAGAUCGUUGCUUAGAGAUCCGAAACCGUUCAAUAGAGAGCAAGGAACCGCUAGAAAUAGGACUUUUCAAGAAUUUGCGGAUGAAUUUUGGAACCUUUAUGGCCCAGCGGCACUUUCUGAAGACGAAAAGAUUGUUAUUUUGGGCCAGAAACUGAAAGGCGAGACAAAAACAGCUUUCAAUUCUUUGCCCGCAGGAAUAAAAGCGCAAGGACUAGCAGCUAUUCUCACGGAACUUGCCGACCGUGAGGAAAAGAAGAGCAACUCUUUAGUCAUUGAUAGGCUAACUAAGGUCAGCAAACUUAGCUUUGUCAGAGUAGCCAAUGUAGAGGAAGCAUGCUUUUUGAUUGAGGACCUUCUUCCAGCAGAAGGAAUGACGGCUAGAGCCAAGGAUUUAGAGAGGGCUGGAUUCCUCUGUGUAUUGCUAGCUAGCAAAUGGUCGUCCACAGACAUUUCGUUGUUGCGCAAUGAGAUGGACCGUGUCCAACCUGGUGAAGUUUUUGCUGCUAUUCACCAGCUUGCACUCAGUAUUGAGCGAUCGAAAAACAUGAUCGAUGUAGGAAGCCGGAGUUUUUGGAGGGUUGAACCUUUUUGCAAAGCGUAGACCUUGGAGAAAGGAGCAGGAAAAUUUUGCAAACCCCAACCGGCCUGGGCUAGAGGAAGAGCAGGAGCACCUUCCGGCUAGAAAGUGGACGAACCAAAGUGGAAACAAGUCGUUUAGUCAUGGACAUGAUCAGGCAAACGCAGGUUUCAGAAAUUUCUCGCGAGAUAGAAAUAGAAGAUCCUUCCAUGGUGACAGGAAAGGACCUAGUGGCCGCGCCCUGGCGGACACUACUUGUUUUGGAUGCGGCGAAAAAGGUCACCUCAGGCCGAAUUGUCCAAAUAGACAGGGAAAUACUUCCCAGAGAAAGGAGCAGGUAUCCGGAGCCGCUUCUAGACAUUGGGUCAGGCUCGUACAGGUGCAGGAUGAGGACGUUCCGACGGCGCCGCGCGCUGCAGAUUCUCCCCGCGAAAUUUUGAGCAUUCAAAACCAAACGUUCAGUGCGUUAGUUGACACAGGUGCACAAGUGUCGCUAGCUCCAGCUCAUUUUUUUCGGAAGACCAAGCAGCGAGGGAAUCGUUUUUUUGACAGCCCCGUACAUUCAAAGCCUCAUAAAAACCUACCCAGUUAACCCUUUUUGAACGCUAGUAGUGAAGGAAUGAACGUUGUUGGAGAAACAGUUCUCAAAGUUCAUCUCCCUAGAUUUAAGCGUUGUGUUAAAGUACCUUUUAUACUAGUCCAGGACUUGAAGGAAUUUAUUGUCGGAAUGAACCUAGUUGAAGCUUGUAGAGACUUCUUGGACAUUGACCUAGUAAAAACGACGAACCCAUUAUUGACUAUUAGGGAAGGAUUAGUCGUGCCGGCAGGAACUGAAGUUUCCAUGACCAUAGGUAAUGUUCCAAAAGGAGAAGCUGUGCUUUGGGGAAAUAGACCUGAAGUACCAGACCAAAUUGUUGAAGGCUCUGGUGAAGGAAAAGCCGUAG
Messenger RNA from Caenorhabditis auriculariae, 2192 nucleotides. Lineage: Eukaryota; Metazoa; Nematoda; Chromadorea; Rhabditida; Rhabditidae. The record is from the annotation of a GenBank genome assembly.